Molecule: messenger RNA, 1810 nt
Organism: Phymastichus coffea
Lineage: Eukaryota; Metazoa; Arthropoda; Insecta; Hymenoptera; Eulophidae
Product: threonylcarbamoyladenosine tRNA methylthiotransferase
Exons: 2
Coding region: 179-1810 (543 amino acids)
Biological process (GO): tRNA methylthiolation
Cellular component (GO): endoplasmic reticulum
Molecular function (GO): 4 iron, 4 sulfur cluster binding; tRNA (N(6)-L-threonylcarbamoyladenosine(37)-C(2))-methylthiotransferase activity
Source: RefSeq, a predicted model, not a curated record
UAUCGGUCUCACGUAACCUUAAACUGUUUGUACAAAUGUAGUGUAAAUAGUUAGAGAUUUUCUCAAAAAUCGAGUUCGCAACAGUUUUCGUUAGAUUUUUCGUUUGUACAAAUUGCGCUAAAUUAUUUUUGAGAAAAAAAAUCAAUAGCAUUGCAUAUCUUUAUGCAUAUAUUAUAAAAUGACGGCCCCAUGCAGUGACAUUGUUGAGGAUAUUGAAGAUUUGAUAUCCUCCCAAGACAUAACUCCAAAAGAUCGUUAUAGUUAUAAAAAGACACACACAGUCGCAUCGCGUGUCAAAAGAAAAACAAAGGAACAGAUAGUCUAUCCAGAAUUACAACCUUACUCUAGUAUUAUUCCUGGUGUUCAGACUAUUUUUAUUAAAACAUGGGGAUGCACGCACAACAGUUCGGACAGCGAGUACAUGGCUGGUCAACUUGCUGCUUUUGGAUACAAUUUGACAGAGGACAAAAGUAUUGCUGAUUUAUGGCUUCUCAAUUCUUGUACAGUUAAAAAUCCAGCCGAAGAUCACUUUAGAAAUGAAAUUGAAGAGGCACGAAAGCUUGGAAAAUAUAUUGUCGUUGCUGGGUGUGUGCCACAAGGAGCUCCAAAAUCAAGUUUCAUACAGGGUUUGAGCGUGAUUGGAACACAUCAAAUUGAUAGAGUAGUUGAGAUAGUAGAGGAAACAUUGAAAGGCAAUACAGUUAGAAUUUUAAGUCAAAAGAAAGUAGCUGGUAAGAAAAUUGGAGGUGCUUCACUGUCAUUACCCAAAAUUAGAAGAAACCCAUUAAUUGAAAUUAUUGCAAUCAAUACUGGCUGCCUUAAUCAAUGUACAUACUGUAAGACAAAGCACGCAAGAGGUGAACUUGGAAGUUACAAACCAGAAGAAAUUGUUGAGCGAGCCAAACAAGCUUUUGAGGAAGGUGUUUGUGAACUUUGGUUGACAUCAGAAGACACAGGAACAUAUGGCAGAGAUAUUAACACUAGUUUACCAGAAUUGUUAUGGAAGCUCAUAGAUGUUAUACCAAAUGGUUGUCGUAUGAGGAUAGGCAUGACAAAUCCACCUUACAUCUUGGAGCAUUUAGAAGAAAUGAGUAAAAUUUUGCAGCAUCCCAAAGUUUAUAGUUUCCUGCAUAUUCCUGUUCAAUCUGGCAGCGAUCGAGUUCUUUCAGAUAUGAAAAGAGAGUACACCGUCCAAGAUUUUGAAUGUAUUGUUGAUUACUUGAAAGAAAGAAUCCCAAGUAUAACCAUAGCAACAGAUAUCAUCUGUGGCUUUCCAUAUGAAACUGAAGAAGACUUUGAAGAAACAAUGAAACUUUGUAGAAAAUACCAGUUCCCAAGUCUCUUUAUUAAUCAAUUUUUCCCAAGACCAGGUACUCCAGCUGCACUGAUGCCUCAAGUGUCAAGGCAAGAAAUUAAAAAACGCACAAAAAUGCUUUCCGAAUUUUUCAAAUCCUACGAACCGUAUAAUCACAAGGUUGGCGAAGAGCAAGAAGUUCUUGUAACCGAAGUCGCUCACGAUAAGCAACAUUACGUCGCACAUAACCGUUGCUACGAACAAGUUCUAGUACCAAUGGAGAAAGAGUACAUGGGAAAAAUUGUCAGAGUAAAGAUUGUAUCAGCCUCGAAACACUCGAUGGUUGGACAACCUCUAAACAAAGGAAUUUCCUCGAAUUUAAUUCCGGCACUGGAGAAGGGAUGUAUUUCAAGAAUUCCGGUAAAAGAUGAGACGAACAUGAUGUACUUGUACGUUAUAGUUGCGAUUUUUUUAGUCGUCGUUGCGCGAUUAUUAUGGAAAUAUUUACAAAUGUAA